Trichophyton benhamiae CBS 112371 is the source of this 1440-nucleotide messenger RNA. RefSeq lists its product as uncharacterized. The transcript has 4 exons. NCBI's taxonomy places the organism in Eukaryota, Fungi, Ascomycota, Eurotiomycetes, Onygenales, Arthrodermataceae. Gene Ontology annotation, cellular component: membrane. The record is from RefSeq and is a predicted model, not a curated record. Gene Ontology annotation, molecular function: transmembrane transporter activity. Gene Ontology annotation, biological process: transmembrane transport. The coding region runs from base 1 to 1440 and encodes 479 amino acids.
AUGGAUGAGAAGGUCAAUCCCUGCCCGGCGGAUGCUGAUGCCGCGUAUAACUUUUUGCAUGAGCAUAACAUCGACCUAAGUUCAGUUAAUGAAAAAGCUCUACUUCGGAAAAUCGAUUGGAUGAUCGUUCCUCUGAUGUGGGCGUGCUAUAACCUUCAAUAUGUGGACAAAGUGCUCAUCAAUUUUGCAUCCAUCAUGGGCCUUCUAGAAGACGCCCACUUAGAUACAGAUCAAUUUUCCUAUCUUGGGCUAGCGUUCUAUGUUUCCUAUCUUUUCUUCGAGCUUCCCACUGGAUAUCUUAUGCAGAGGCUUCCAACAGCAAAGUACCUCGGGGCGAAUCAGUCCUGUCUAUUACUUUUUGAUGCCCUGUUUAAUGACGAACCUAGCUUGAUCUUAAUUACGGGAAUGUGGUAUAAGAAGAAAGAGCAACCAGCACGUAUGGGAUUCUGGUAUUCCGGGACAGGAACAGCAACUAUCAUAGGAGCCCUCAGUGCCUAUGGCCUUUUAUUUUACACCGGUGAAAGAUUCAAGCCAUGGCAGGUCAUGUUCCUUAUCUUUGGUCUCAUCACCAUAUUUACCGGCAUCCUCGUCGUCCUAUUCCUCCCAGAUAAUCCAAUGACAUCCCGAUUGACUGAGGCGGAGAAAGUAUAUGCCAUUGAGCGACUUCGAGAAAACCAAACCGGUGUUGAGAACAAACAUUUCAAAAUCAAGCAGUUUAAAGAGGUUUUUGAGGAUCCUCAAACCUACCUUUUAACUCUCAUUACCACAGCAGGCCUCGUCCCUAAUGCCGCCAUUUCUCAGUUCCAAUCUCUCAUUAUCAAGGCCAUCGGAUAUACCCCAAAGCAAACUCAGCUCCUUUCUAUUCCUAGCGGAGUUGUUAACAUGAUUGCGAUUGUUGCUGCCACGUUACUCGCUGCUAGGUUCGGCAAGCGCACACUUUUCAUGGUUGCCGUCCUAAUCCCCAGCUUGUUAGGCGCUUGCAUGCUUGCGUUCUUGGAUAAUACUCAUCCAGCGGCAAAACUUGCUGGAAACUACCUAACACAUUGUAAUAACGCAUUUCUCCCACUUACAUAUUCCAUUAUUACUGCCAACUACGCGGGCCAUACAAAGAAAGUGACGAUGAACGCUAUCAUCCUGAUGGCGUUCUGUCUGGGAAACAUACUAGGCCCUCUCACCUUCAAGGACCAGGAUGCCCCCGAGUAUGUGCCAGCAAAACUUACUAUCGUGGUAACCAUGUCAAUUACAAUAGUUUCAAUCUUCGUCUUGAGGUUCUAUUACAAAUAUGAGAACAAGAGAAGAGACAGGAAGUUUGAAGAAGGGCAAGUGCAACCCGCUGCUGAUUUCCUUGAUAUCACUGACCGAGAGAACCUAUCAUUUCGCGUGAGUUAUGCCUCUUCCAUCUCGUCUAUGCUUAUUCUAAUUAGGAUGACAUUAACAUGA